Diabrotica balteata is the source of this 3588-nucleotide messenger RNA. The record is from the annotation of a GenBank genome assembly. Lineage: Eukaryota; Metazoa; Arthropoda; Insecta; Coleoptera; Chrysomelidae.
UUUUGUUAAAAGCAUUGAGCAUCUAAUUUAUAAAAGUUAAAAGUUGAUUUGAAGCAAAGUAUUUUAUUAUAUUAUAUAUAUUAUGGUAUAAUUAUAACAAUAAUGGCGACUUGGAACGGUUCUACAGAAACUGGAAUUUUAAGAAAAACAAAUCAAACAGAAAAUUUCGAUGAUCUGCUUGUGUUUGGAUAUGCUUGUAAACUUUUCAGAGAUGAUGAAAAAGCCCUUUUCAUUGAUCAGGGCAAGCAUUUAAUACCAUGGAUGGGUGAUGAUACGCUGAAGAUUGAUAGGUAUGAUGGCCGUGGUACUUUAUCUGACUUAAGGCAAUAUGAGGCUAGUAGAGAAGGAUAUGAUGCUACUAGAUGGUUGGGAUUAAGUGAAAAAGAAAGAAAUGUUGAAGAAUUGUGUGAUAAGGAAAGAUACCAUUCCCUUAUUAUUAAUGAAGAAGAAGAACAAAUGUAUAAAGAAGAGGAGUUGAAGAGACAGAAGACAAAUAUGUUCCAGUAUAGUUAUGAUGUGCCUCAAAAUCCAGAUAUUCAAGAAGGUAUUCCUACAGUUCCUGAAGCAGAAGAAGAAUAUGUUCCUCCACCAAUUCUAGAUCUACCAGUAGAUAUUGAAUGGCCAAAAACAGUGAAGGAAAAUGCAAGAAUUGAGAAAACAGCAUUGUUUGUUUGCAAACAAGGACCACAAAUGGAAAUCCUCCUAAAAGCAAAGCAGGCAGACAACCCACAGUUUUCCUUUUUAAAUCAAGAUGGAAAGCUGUAUAAAUUUUAUAGACACAUCCUCUCAGCUUUUAAAAAUGGAAGGUACCAAGGAUAUGAAGCCCACACAAAAAGUAAAAACGAGAGCAUAUCAGAAAACCAGGACCAAGACUCCAAUUCACAUUAUUUGCAUCCAAGUCUAGUAUCAUCUUCAACAGCUGAACCGGCGGGUACCACUGCCAUAUCGAUCCCGCAGAUUCCGUACAAGCCGUCAGUGAACUGCGCUUACAGUCAACUGGUCAAUCGAAUCCAGGGUAACCAGGCGGAGACUCAAGAGACGCAGAAAAUACCGGAGUAUGAGCAGAUGACCUAUGAGCAGCAACAAUACUACCAGUACUACUACGUCCAACAGUAUCUGGAGUACUACAAACAGCUGGCGCUACAUUAUCAAGGCCAGGCUGGAAAUCCAGGUCAAUUCGUACCGCCGGCAGAUUUCCAAAGCUUGGAUCCGACUCUACAACAUUAUAUCCAACAAAUGGCGUACUCACAGUACCUGCAACAGUUUCAACAAUCAAACAAUUCAUACGCACAAAUCGUAUCAAAUGUAAACAAGGAAACAAAUCCCUACAUAGCAAAUGUACCUCAACUACCUCAGUUACCGGAAACGAUUAAAAACCAAGAAGAUGAAAGAACAGUCACAAUUGUUGGUGAACGAAAGAAAAUAGAAAAUAAACCUCUCCUUUCCCUCGCUGCCUAUGGAUCCGGCUCAGACAGUGAUUCCGAUGAUAGCACAGAAAGCGACGACAGAGAAGUACGAACUGUUACGAAAAUUGAAUCCGCAGCAGCACCAACUGAUGAAACCAAAAUUGUCAUAGACAAGAUGGCGCUGUACGUUUCCAAAAAUGGUGAACAAUUUGAAGAUAUUGUUAAUGCUAAAAAUGAUUCGAGAUUUGAGUUUUUACAACCAAGCCAUAAGUUUUAUAAGUAUUAUAAGGAAACUCUUAAGCGGUUUAUGGACGAAAACAAUAAAAACGGACAAGAAAAACAAGAAAGCAAUAAAGAAAAAGAGGUGAAGAAGCCGCCAAAAGAAAAAAAGGAAAGGAAAGUUAUAGCACCUGUAAGCUUUUCUAUUAAAAAAGCCAAAGAAGAACUCCCCAAAGAAAUAAAAAGUGCUUUACCUGUCGAGGAAAGUAGUGAUGAAGAGGAACAGGUGGCACCAGCUGAGAAUACGGAAUCACAAAAAUCUCCCACGCCUGCAGCGCCUCAUUUAUUGAAAAAUAUUUUGUGGAGGAUUGGUGAUGUACAGAAACCGGUGAUUCCACCUGCAGAAGUUCAAGAGACCGUUUCGCAAAAUGAAGAAGCUAAACUUAAACUUACUGAAGAAGUGAAGAACCCAAAGGAAAUAGGAAAGAAAAUUGUUAAUGUUAACGAAGAAGAUCCCAUUUUCGAAAUGAUGGAAUUUCUGGAUGGUGUAGAAAAGCAAGGUGCUAAAAAAGCUGAAGAUAAGACCAAGGACAAAUUAGCAGCGGUCAGAGACAAAUUGUCUGUUGCUGCGACAAAAGAUAAAGCUCUUCAGCUGGAACGAAAGAAAAAGGCUGCUGCCUUUUUAAAACUUAAGUCGGCAGAAACGAAUCACCACCCCGGCGAGAAAACUCCCGAGAGAAUAGAGAAAGAAAAAUCCCCGCUGCGUAGGGAUUCUGACUGUAUAGAAGUGAUAGAGUUGGAUUCUGAAGAUUCUCCGCCCAAGAAAAAGAAGCACAAGAAGGAUAAGAACAAAGAUAGGGAUGAAAGUAGAUCGAGGUCUAGAGAUAGAGAUCACAAAAAAGAAAAGAAGAAACAUAAAAACCGGGAUAAAAGGCGAAGUGAUAGUGAUGACGAGGAAGACGAAAACAAAAAGAGGAAGAAAAAGAGGAAAAAAUCCCAUAAAAGAAAACACUCAAAGAGUCGCUACGAAUCAAAAUCAAAAAAGAAAUCGAAAAAACGUCAUAAGAAGUCUGAAUCAGAAAGUUCCAACAGCUCUGAUAGUUCAUCAUGACAUCGAAAUGAUUUUGUACAACGAUUGAUCAUGUUAUGCAAUAAAUCAAAUAGAUGACUUGGAGAACAACAGCAAGAAAUGUUCGUUUUUAAUCUACGAAGUUUAAAUCCUGAAUGUCACACGGAAUUAAUGAACAAGUGGAGGUUAAAAGUAAUGAUUGAAAUCAGCAUAUCGUGAAUAAAUUUUGAUUUUAAGUGAGGAUUUAAUCUGAUCGAAUUUUUGUUCAUAAAAAGUUAUAGAAUUUUAUCAGGUGUUACAUUACAUACCUAACCCUACACUGCACUAUAAACCAUUUUUCAGUAUUUUCGUAUUCAGUGCUUUAUAUAGACUUUUUUAGAGGAAAAUCAUCAUUUUAGUCUAAGAUCCAUAAAUCUAUCUACAUUUUCUACAGUUUUUUUGCCCCUCUAUAUCUAAUCCCAUAAACAAUUGAGAACUAGGUUAUCAAUUUUACAAUCUUCUAUUCUAAUUAAACCACCUCAAUAGGGUAAAUCGACAUGUCAUUCACAUUUCGCUUUUUUUUUAGAUGAUAGGCAUUAAAAUAAUGUGUCUACUUUUAUUUAUGUUAUGAUCAGGCCUGGACGUAAUUUUUUAUUACAACCAAACAGCAUCUUGUACUAUUAGCAAUCUUUUUAAAGAAAACUGAAACACCCGAUUCUCCAAAUCUAUUUUUAUUUUCCUGUAGGGAUUUCCCAGCUUUCCUUUAAAUAUUUUCUUUCGCAAAUUAAAAAAAAGGUGACAUUCAGAAUUCUUUACUUUCAUAACCAUUUUUAUAGGUAAUUUCUCUAUAAAUUUUACUAGUUAUAUUUGUAAAAUAUUUAUUAUCAAUUUGUACAUAACAGGUUUGUAAAAAAG